CAAACGCGCUGAGCUCUUAUAUUUGUCGAGAGACGAAUACGCAUUGCUCACAAAACCAUGUCCGUCGACGAGUUGGACGGCUCCGAAUUGGGAACCAUUGAGUACUGGGAGUCCAGCUAUAGACGUGAGGUGGAAAAUUACAAAAAUCAUGGGGAUGUUGGAGAAAUUUGGUUCGACGAGGACUCACAACUGCGUAUCAUUGGAUGGAUCAUGAAGCAAGUCGGCAUUGCAGAAUGUGCUCCACGCGUGCUGGAUGUGGGUUGCGGAAACGGCAUGUUUCUGAUUGAACUGGCGCGUGAGGGCUUUUCCUAUUCUCAGUUAGUGGGUGUGGAUUACUCCCCUAAGGCCAUUGAAUUGGCUAGCAACAUUGCUAAGGACCAAUCCCUGGAUAUUACUUAUAGCGUGGUGGAUUUGAUGGAUGCAGAAAAAUGCAAGUUCUUAGGCAGUUUUCACAUUGUGCACGACAAGGGCACUUAUGAUGCCAUCUCCCUUUGUCCCAAUGAUCCCAAAGAGAAGCGCGCACAGUAUCUGUCCACCGUGGAACAGUUAUUAUGCGACAAGGACAGCCUGUUUAUAAUUACAUCAUGCAACUGGACAGAGGACGAGCUUCUGCUUAGCUUUGCCGACAAAUUUGUGAAGUUCUGUACUAUACCAACGCCCACAUUCAAAUUCGGUGGCAAAGUGGGAAGCGUUGUAACCUCGAUAGUAUUUAAAAAGCGAUUAAGAUUUGAAGAGAUCAACACUUGCUGAAUUCAAUAGAUACAACAAAUGUAAAAUAAUGUACACUCCUACUUACAUACAUAUAUGCUUCACAUGCUAUAUCAUUUUUUAAUUGCUGCUAUAUAAAAUAAGUUUCCUAUCAUUUGAGACCUUGAUAAUGUUCAAUAACAAGUUUAAACACCAACAAUUGU
Messenger RNA from Scaptodrosophila lebanonensis, 911 nucleotides. Its product is annotated as EEF1A lysine methyltransferase 2. Gene Ontology annotation, cellular component: cytoplasm. NCBI's taxonomy places the organism in Eukaryota, Metazoa, Arthropoda, Insecta, Diptera, Drosophilidae. The record is from RefSeq and is a predicted model, not a curated record. Bases 58 to 750 code for a protein of 230 amino acids. The transcript has a single exon. Gene Ontology annotation, molecular function: protein-lysine N-methyltransferase activity. Gene Ontology annotation, biological process: peptidyl-lysine dimethylation; peptidyl-lysine monomethylation.